AACUGGAAGUAAUCAAUGGAUGACUCGCAGUAUUUUUCCACCAUCAGAAGCUCAUGAGCGAUCAUUGUUCUUGACAAGUGAAGGGCAUGCCAAUAGCAUAAAAGGAGAUGGUCGACUACAAUGGGACGCACCAAAUAUUGCUGCAACAGAUUCCUAUCUUUAUGAUCCAACCAAACCAGUAAUAAGUAACAUAAAUAAUAAAUCUAUUAUUCUUCCCAUCGAUAUUAAUUCCUAUCUUGAUCGUAAUGAUAUUCUUGUGUACACUACUGAGCCAUUAAAUAAGUCAAUUACGGUGAUUGGUGAUAUUGUCGUUGAAUUGAUAAUCUCGAGCACAGCACGUGAUACCGAUUUUGUGAUCGAACUAAUGGAUGUGAUGACUAAUGGACGCUCGAUUAAACUCGGUUCUAAAGCUGCAGGUCAACUUCGUACACGCUAUCGAAAUGGUUUUGAUCAAGAAAUAUUUAUGUCGUCCAAUCGGACUUAUCUCGUUCGUAUUGAUUUACACGCUAUCGGACAUACAUUUCUUCCACAACAUCGUAUUCGAUUAGCAGUUAUGAGUAGUUUUUUUCCUUGGAUCAGUGUAAAUCCAAAUACUGGUGCAUCGAUCGCUUCUGACAUACAAUCACCUAUCAUAGCGAAUCAAACUAUUUAUCAUGCACCUCAUCAGAAAUCUCGAAUUCGUAUGAUGUUGAUCGAUGAUCCAAAAUUUGAUGGAUGA
Rotaria sordida is the source of this 718-nucleotide messenger RNA. The record is from the annotation of a GenBank genome assembly. NCBI's taxonomy places the organism in Eukaryota, Metazoa, Rotifera, Eurotatoria, Philodinida, Philodinidae.